Messenger RNA from Anopheles coustani, 1793 nucleotides. RefSeq names its product probable ATP-dependent RNA helicase DDX56 (gene Hlc). The record is from RefSeq and is a predicted model, not a curated record. Gene Ontology annotation, cellular component: nucleolus. The transcript is spliced from 6 exons. NCBI's taxonomy places the organism in Eukaryota, Metazoa, Arthropoda, Insecta, Diptera, Culicidae. Bases 54 to 1712 code for a protein of 552 amino acids. Gene Ontology annotation, molecular function: RNA helicase activity; ATP binding; nucleic acid binding.
UCAUCCGAGAGUGCACGCUGCGUAGCAUAAACAGUGCGGGUAGCAUAGAAAACAUGGAAGCGACUGAUUCUAAAUUGAAUUUCCACGAGCUUGAGUUGGACGAACGUAUACUGAAGGAGAUCGCUCGUUUGGGAUGGCUUGAACCGACACUGGUUCAAGAGAAGGCAAUCCCGUUCCUUCUCGAAGGGAAAGAUGUCUUGAUACGUGCUCGCACUGGUUCUGGUAAGACAGCGGCGUUUGCUGUUCCCAUCAUCCAGAAUCUACUCGUUCGGAAAGGUGAAGAUGCCGUACGUGAAACAUCCGUAAUAGUGAUGGCCCCCAGCCAGGAUUUAUGCCAUCAGAUUACCAAGGCGUUUCAAGAACUGACAUUCUCGUGCAGUACCGUGGUACGGGUAGUAGAUAUCUCCUCGAAGGAAGAGCAAUCGACGUAUCGCCACAUGCUAGCUGAACAUCCCGAUAUCGUCGUGUCGACCCCUGCAAAGUUACGCUACGUGUUGUCCGAGGGAAUUCUAAACGUGCGCGAAAGUCUCCGUGCUGUCGUCAUCGAUGAGGCGGAUUUAAUGUUUUCGUUUGGUUUUGAAGAGGACUUACGCGAAGUGCUGAAGAACUUUCCCCCGGUGCACCAAUCUGUGCUUUGUUCGGCUACGCUCGACGAGGACUUGAUCACGUUGAAGAAAAUGGUACUUCAUAAUCCCGUGGUUUUGAAGCUGCAGGAACCGAACGUGGCCAUAGGAAGUCAAAUGACACACUACAAGGUUGAGGCCGCAGAGGAAGUGGAUAAGGCGGCUAUACUUUUCAUUCUUCUCAAACUAAAGCUGAUUCAGGGCAAAUGUUUAAUUUUCGUCAAAUCCGUUGAACGGUGUUACAGAUUGAAACUAUUUUUGGAACAGUUCAACAUUCGUGCGUGCAUCCUGAACUCCGAAUUACCCAUCAAAAUCCGAUGUCACACCGUCAGCCAGUUCAAUAAGGGUCUCUACGACACGAUCAUUACCUCCGAUGAGACGGUAGCAGUAAAUCCUGCAAUCAAGAACAAAAAGCGCAUCAAAAAAACCUCCGCUAAGCGUCUACUGCAGGCCUCCAAUGCGGAAUCUGGUGUUUCACGUGGCAUUGAUUUUCAGUGCGUUUCAUGUGUGGUAAACUUUGAUUUUCCGUCGGAUGUUAACUCGUACAUCCAUCGAGCUGGUCGUACGGCCAGAGGAAAUAAUACAGGCAGUGUUCUAUCGUUUGUCGCCCCCGAUGAGGUGGACCAGAAAGUGGAGGUUGAAAGCUUUAUUCAGGGUUUUGUCGGCGAUGAAACGUUUGCAUUCAAGAACUUCCAGUUCAACUUUGCAGACGUUGAAGCAUUCCGGUACCGAGCGCUGGAUGCAUGGCGCGCAAUUACUAAGCUUUCGAUAAGGGAAGCUCGAGUAAAGGAACUGAAGACGGAAAUGUUAAAUUCUGAAAAGUUGACGUCAUUCUUCGAGGAAAAUCCACGAGAUUUACAAGCUUUGCGACAUGACCGAUCUUUGCAUACGGUACACAUUCAGGAGCACCUGGCAGAUGUACCGGAGUACUUGGUACCACCAGCACUGAAGGCGAUAAUUCCCAGCAAGAAAGCACACCGCAACAAGAGGUUAACCGAGUUGAAAGUCAACGCCCAGAAAAGGAAAGCAAAAUUGGAGAACCCACUGUUGAUGGACGGAUUAGACUAUCAAAAGAAACGGAUGGUUUAAGAACACAGAUUUAUGUCUAGAUCAUAAUGCUAACAGAUGGUUUAUUAAACGAAUCUACUUGCUAUACCAAGCAGUUUUGUG